CUGAAUUCCUGUGUGGGGGCCAGGAAGUGUCUACGUGGGUCGCACCCAAGCUCACUUCCUUCUACAGCGCUCACUUCGUUUCAAAGUUACUGCAGCCACAGGUGUAGUUCGCUGCCUUCAACACAAGUUACUCUUCAACUGAGUUAACAGCUUCUCACCACAGAGGAACUCCUAACAGAGAUGGCCGACAACGUGCUCGCAGAUGUCCGAACUGACUUAAAGGAUGGUUUGACGCUGCCUGUGAUCAAACAACUCCUGGACGAUCUGAGAAAGGAAAGAGUAUUAAACGAAGAGGAAGCUGAAACCAUCCUGGAUUCGAAUGCAGCGCGAGCUGAUAAAGCUCGUGAUCUAAUCGACAGUGUUAGGAAGAAAGGGCGUGUGGCCAGUGAAAUCAUGAUAGUAAAACUAAAAGUCCACGAUGAACAUCUUUACAAUAAGCUGGAACUGGGUAAGCACGUGCGGUCAGCUUGUGGGAAACCUGCACCUGAAGCUCCUGCUCAUCAGUCAUUGACUGUCUCAGAUAAAGGCAGUGAUAAGGAAUACCCAAUGACCAGUAAUCCACGUGGUUUCUGUGUAAUAAUCAACAACAUGAACUUUAAAAAAACUGAACUGAACCGAAAAGGAUCCAACUAUGAUGCAGCUGCUUUGGAGAAAGUGUUUAAGCUCUUGGGUUUUAAUGUUCAACCUUAUACUGACCUGAAAGCGAAGGAGAUGAAGGAGCUACUGCUAGAGUUCAGCAAGAAAGAGGGACAUGGAGAUUGCUUUGUCUGCUGUGUGCUCAGUCAUGGCGAGAAGAACGGUGUAAAUGGAACAGAUAUGAAACUGUGUCCCAUGAAGGACAUCCUGUCUCCCUUUGAUGGGAAAAACUGCCCUUCUCUGGCCGGCAAGCCCAAGGUGUUCUUCAUCCAGGCCUGCAGAGGGAAAAACAGGGAGGAGAAGGUUGUGGUCUCUGCGGAUGAUGUUCCUGAGGGGGAUGACUCUGACUUGACACCUGAUGCUCCAGAAGAAACUUAUAGCAUCCCCAAAAACUCUGAUUUCCUGGUCGCCAUGUCCACAGUGGAGGACUUUGUCUCCUACCGAACUCCUAAUGGCUCAUGGUUUAUUGACUCACUCUGCACUCAAUUAGAAGAAGGAAGUCAAAGCGGUGACGACAUCCUUACAAUCCUCACAAAAGUGAACGAAGAGGUCAGCAGGAAGGAGGGGCUUGAGAAGGUGAAUCAAACAACCUGUGAUGCUAAGAUGACCCCAGAGCCUCGCUUCACCCUCACAAAGAAGCUGAUUUUCAGAAUUCCAUGAAAUUUUGGCAUAAAAACAUUUCCAGAGAUGUAAAUUUACUCAAAUAAAAUAAUUACACUCAAA
Colossoma macropomum (tambaqui) is the source of this 1359-nucleotide messenger RNA. RefSeq names its product caspase 22, apoptosis-related cysteine peptidase (gene casp22). Lineage: Eukaryota; Metazoa; Chordata; Actinopteri; Characiformes; Serrasalmidae. Gene Ontology annotation, molecular function: cysteine-type endopeptidase activity. The transcript is spliced from 6 exons. Gene Ontology annotation, biological process: proteolysis; regulation of apoptotic process. The record is from RefSeq and is a predicted model, not a curated record. Bases 181 to 1296 code for a protein of 371 amino acids.